ACCCGAACACACCCGACCGGGCACCCUACCCAAGUCACCCUUGUAACUGGGACAGUUGCGUGCGGGACGUGGGUACGGGAGCACGUACUGAAUACCUCUCCCAGUUAUUCACUACCCAGUCAUUAACGUUCCCUUGCUGGACUAUAAAUUUGAGAUCGUGAUGAGUCUCAGAGGACCACAGCGCCAGCUCUCCCAGGCUGCGGCGGUGGUGCCACAGGUCUUUGAAUGUGUGGCUCUGGGCCGGCCCACCUCCCCGGCCCUGAAGGACGCCGGCCAUCACUCCUGGAUCACCUAUCACCAUCUUAACGAGAGGGCCAACAAGCUAGCCAGAUGUAUACUGAAGCGUCUCCUGAGCACAACGUGUUCUAACCCUGACGGAGACAGGGUCGUGGCUGUGUGUAUGGCACCAUCCUCUCACUACGUCACCUCCCUACUAGCCAUACACAAGGCAGGAGCAGCAUAUCUGCCUCUCGAAGUGACGUUUCCCGAGGCCCGUCUCACCCAUAUACUGAAGGACUCGAAGCCUGCUCUACUGCUUGCCCAGGGUCACCCUUCAGUCAUCCACUCUGGCCACACCAACCCACAGCUGCAGAACAAUGUGCCCAUCCUUCACCUUGAGGACCUACAGACAGAGAUCGACAUGGAAAGCGGUGAUGACCUGACAGCUCAAGAGGUUGGUGUGGCUCUCACUGGGUCCACUAUUGCCACAAUAUUAUACACUUCAGGCUCUAGUGGUAUUCCCAAGGGGGUCAGAUUGUCUCACAGAGCACUGCUAAAUCGUCUGGCUUGGCAGUGGCAGACCUUUCCUUACCAAAAAGAUGAGGUAUGUUGCUUUAAAACAACUAUCAUAUUUGUGGACUCCAUCAGCGAGAUUUUUGGCCCGUUGUUAACUGGCCAUCAAGUGGUCGUCAUCCCUAAGACCAUGACUCAGGCUGUGGAUGAGAUGGUGGCCGUGCUGGAGAAAGAGAAAGUUGGAAGGCUGGUGUUAGUGCCAAGCUUGUUGCGAUCCAUUUUACUACACUGCUCUGCAGAUGACUCUCCAAAGCUGUCAUCUCUUAAGCUGUGGGUGUGUUCCGGUGAAGUCCUCAAAUCAGACUUGUUACAUUCCUUCUUUGAGACAUUCACAAGUGGUCAGACACUCUGCAACUUUUAUGGGUCUACAGAGGUGAUGGGUGAUGUGACUUAUCUACAGUUUUGUAACAGUAAAGAUGCUGCUGCCAAGUUAGUGAAUAACAAAGUUCCCAUCGGUGAGUGUAUUGGUGAAGCAUUCUACUGUUGCACAUUACUGACAUUAAUGCUAAAAAAUAGCUUCUGCAUCCACUAUGGCUCACAAGACGCAGCUACAGAAUGUAGUUUGUUCGACCAGGUACAUGGCAUAGCUAAAGUAUUCGUUGCAUUUUACACAACCACAAACAAGAAUUUGGUCCCUGAGGUGUUAAAAGUAUAUCUUGCAUCACUUCUCAUGCCUUAUAUGCAACCACAGCUUGUUCACAUGGAUGAGCUACCAUUGCUAGUGAAUGGUAAAGUUGACCGUCUGCAGCUACUCAAUAUUUAUGAGAAAAGCACAGAAGAUUAUCAAGUAGAUGUUGAUUUGAGCGGUGUGAGUGAUAACGAGGAGGCCGCAGCUCGUGCUCUCUUACUAACAGUUGCCCGUGUGUUGGGCCCAACAGCUGCAAGAGGCAAACGCCUCUCACUUAAUGCUUCAUUCUUUGAGAUUGGUGGAAACUCCCUCAACUCUGUUAUGACUGUAACAUCACUCAAGGAUCUUGGCUAUAAUAUAGAUAUUGGGGUAUUUCUGAAAGCAAAGACCCUGCGGGAUGUUGUAGAAAAUUUGCAGAGUGGGAGCCAGCAGGAAGACUCCACAGCACUUGGCGUAUGCCGGCAAGCAACAGAGAGCAAUCAAUAUACACUCAUGAUGCUCAACAAUAGCCAUAAAGAUGCUGUUAUUGCCUUGUUGAGCGAGUGCUUUACUACGAAGGGAGACUUGGAGAUGUGGCUCCAUGCAGAACCUUGGGAAUACAUCCAGCUGCUAAAUUCAGUAUAUGAUCAUUUGGUUGAGAAGGAACUUAGCUUUGUAUUAACAAGACGAGGCUCGGAUGAGGUCGUUGGCUGUGCUUUAAACCUUGAUUUCCGUGAUGAGCCGCCAAUGGAGGGGCUGUCGCAUAAUCUUGAAUAUAUACUUACCAUCCUGGACGUCUGUGAAACACCAGCAAGGACUAAAUUACCAGAGGAAAUUGGAACAGUUCUGCACGGCUUUAUGAUGGGGACAUUACUGGAACUUGGGCCAGCGGAAAAUGUGGAACUUAUCAAGAUCAUGGAAGAAGAAAAUUUGAAAUUAGCAACGAAGAAAGGGUUCAAGGCAAUUGUUACAACAAAUACAUCUCCUCUCACACAGCAAGUGUGUGAUGACGUGUUGUCAUACCAAGUCCUCCACGACUACCAGAUUAACCUGUGGGUGGCUGCAGAUGGCACCAAACCCUUCGGGUCUGCUCCUGAUUCUCAGCAUAUUAUUACAACUGCAAAGUUUUUGUAGAAGGUGUUCUUUUUGAUGUUUCAUAAAUAAAUGAGAGCCAGUGUAAUUGUUAAGUUUAAAUAGAAAUUAUUAUUUGACAUAUAAAUGUAACCUGUUAAGAUAGUUUUUGUUUGUGGAUUAUGUUCAGUCUGAAGGCACAUACUUAUGUUAGUUUAGUUUAGUUCAUUUAUUAUGCACCCCAUACCCAUCUUGUGGGCGGUAGUGGAAAGGGUUACAGAGGCACAUAAUGGGCUCAGGGACUGAACCCCACAAUUCAUUUAGCUAAGCAAGUUACAAUGUUGAUGAGCUAGUUACAAAAUUCAAUAUAAGUCGUCACAUCAACAAUGGGUUCGAGAUCGACCUCAAUACUUAUGUGAACAGCAGGAACUUUUAAGUUCAUGAAGUAAAUGAGAUGGGAAAAUAUAUACAGUAUACUAAUAUAAAGUGUAACUGAUAGGUAAAGUUUAUAUACAUAGUUAUAUUUAUGCAUGCACUUUCACUAGUAAUAGAAGCUGGAGAUAUACAGUAUAAGAAAGCAGUUUACCCAAAAAUAUAAUCAUUAUAAUAAUAACAAACACACCAAUCUAACAAAAUGCAGCAUACUUUAUUUAAAUCACUGAACAUGCUAAAUAGAAAAGUAAUACACACACUAUCAUAUAUAUUCUAUAACAUUAGAACUGAAGUUCAAUAUGAAUUCUGACCUAAAACAUUUUUUGAAGAGUGCAACAGAUACCACAUAAAAGAUAAUUCUCUCUGCAUUUGUGAGAUUCCAAAUGAAUUGAAAUGCUGCAUAGUGGGUCUCUGAUUUAUGGAUAUCCAGCAUAAGAACAGCUUCCAAGUUUCCAAUUUAGUCCCCCCUAGUCCUGCUAUAUAUGAACCAAUUCUGAAGUCCCCGCAUUACAGUGCUAAUGCAAUAGUUCAGUUGUUUAUUGAGGACAAGUUCUUCAAUAAUUGCUGAUAAGAAGAGGAAGUAUGCUUGUUUGCAUACACUUGUAUGCUUGUUUGCACUGGUUCUCAUGUAUCAUCAACGAGGUUUACCUGGUUUACCUGCUUCUUUACCUUUACUUAUGACUUUUUAUUUUGUUUAUUUUUAUUUUUUACUUUACUGUCUCUUCCUUCAGUACUGUAAUCUUACCAUUUUGCUCUUCAAAAAGCAUAAAUUCAGACAAGCAGUGCAGUGUUUCUUAUUGUCUUAACAUUUUGAAUUUUGUAAGAUUCAUUUUUAAUAGUUCAGAAAUGUAUCCCCCCCAUUUAUAGUACUGUGCUUAUGGAAUAUCUGGUUCAGUUACAAAUGCCUUUUCAGAAUUCGUCCUGUUCAUUAAUUGGGGACUGCAUGUACUAUCUUUAACCCAUUUAAAAAAAAUUAAGUGCUGUAUUAAUUCUAUGUUUAAUAUUAUG
Procambarus clarkii (red swamp crayfish) is the source of this 3910-nucleotide messenger RNA. The record is from RefSeq and is a predicted model, not a curated record. NCBI's taxonomy places the organism in Eukaryota, Metazoa, Arthropoda, Malacostraca, Decapoda, Cambaridae.